Molecule: messenger RNA, 889 nt
Organism: Rattus rattus (black rat)
Lineage: Eukaryota; Metazoa; Chordata; Mammalia; Rodentia; Muridae
Gene: Nxnl2
Product: nucleoredoxin like 2
Exons: 2
Coding region: 1-471 (156 amino acids)
Biological process (GO): sensory perception; photoreceptor cell maintenance
Source: RefSeq, a predicted model, not a curated record
AUGGUGGACGUGCUGGGCGGGCGGCGCCUGGUGACCCGCGAGGGCACGCUGGUGGAGGCCGAGGCGGCGCUGCAGAACAAGGUGGUAGCUCUGUACUUUGCCGCAGGCCGGUGCGCGCCCAGCCGCGACUUCACGCCGCUGCUCUGCGACUUCUACACGGAGCUGGUGAGCGAGGCGCGGCGGCCCGCACCCUUCGAGGUGGUUUUCGUGUCGGCGGACCGCAGCGCCGAAGAGAUGCUGGACUUCAUGCGCGAGCUGCACGGCUCCUGGCUGGCAUUGCCCUUCCACGACCCCUACCGGCAUGAGCUGAAGAAGAGGUAUGACAUCACCGUCAUCCCCAAGGUCGUGGUCAUCAAGCAGAAUGGAGCCGUCAUCACCAACAAAGGGCGGAAACAGAUCCGGGAGCGCGGCCUAGCUUGCUUUCAGAACUGGGUGGAAGCAGAUGAUGUUUUCCAAAACUUCUCAGGGUGAAUCUGCAGGGACCAGAGCAGGUGCUGGAAGUGCAGGGCGACCUGCCUUCAAGGAGGGCUUAACUGGUUCUCUUCUCUGUUUGGGGGUGUCAUAGCCAAGUCACCAAGCUGUGGCAGAGAGCGGAAACUGCUCAGGGAAGAACUACAUCCACCCUCUGUGGGUCCUAGAGCUCCUUCAGGGUGAACUUUUAUUACUUAUAGCUUCCUCCACCCGUGCCUAGGCUCCAGGACACAUGGGCAGUGAGCUACCAGAGACCUAUGCGAGAUACUCUUUCCUGAGGUUUCUCUGGAAAAUUGACCUAUGAGGUGAUGCGUUUUCUGACUACCUAUCACACUUUAGUGAUGCUUUGGUAAACAUCUCCAUUACUCAAGUUUGUCCAUGUGUAAUUUAAUAAACCAACAUUCACACUUUGAGCAGA